Messenger RNA from Pezoporus occidentalis (night parrot), 3685 nucleotides. It is a transcript of the gene NHLRC3, whose product is annotated as NHL repeat containing 3. Lineage: Eukaryota; Metazoa; Chordata; Aves; Psittaciformes; Psittacidae. The transcript is spliced from 7 exons. Gene Ontology annotation, molecular function: protein binding; ubiquitin protein ligase activity; translation repressor activity. The record is from RefSeq and is a predicted model, not a curated record. Gene Ontology annotation, cellular component: extracellular region. The coding region runs from base 198 to 1217 and encodes 339 amino acids. Gene Ontology annotation, biological process: proteasome-mediated ubiquitin-dependent protein catabolic process; negative regulation of translation; protein polyubiquitination.
GCCACCGCGCUGUCUCUGCCAUGUCUUCGUGCCUCCGCCGCUCGGCUCGGAGCAGGCGCGGUUCCACGCCACCUGGCGCUGCGAGAAGCGGCGAAGGAACACGAAAACCCACACCCGCUCCCCUCGGCCCCUCCCGGGGGGGGGGGUUUACAUAGCUGCCAUGACAACGCGGCCCUCGCCUCCGCGGCGCGGCACUCAUGAGGCGGAAGCGGCCGUCAGGGCUGUGGCUGGUAAUGGCUGGCGCGCUCCUGGCUGUGCUGGCCCUGCUCUGGGGCUCAGAGGUUUUAAAAGCAUUUGAUUAUGUCUCUCUUUGGAAGGGACAGCAACAGAUAUACAAGUUGGACAUAGGCUGGCCUAAAAUUCCAGAAUACUUCACUGGCCAAACAUUUUGUGUUGCUGUUGACUCUCUUCAUGGUUUGGUCUAUGUGGGACAAAGGGGAGACAAUGUGCCAAAGGUACUUGUAUUCUCAGAGGAAGGCUAUUUCCUUUACUCCUGGAAUGAUACAGUUGAAAUGCCCCAUGGUAUCUUUGUAUUGAACACUGCAACGGAUAGUUCAGUAUGGAUCACAGAUGUUGGAACAGGGAAAUAUGGGCACACUGUGAAGCAGUAUAGCCCUUCAGGUAAACUUAUGCAGAUCUUAGGCACACCAGGUAAUGCUGGUUCAAGUUUGAUUCCCCUACAAUUUGAUCAACCAGCAGACAUCUUUGUAGAAGAAAGUGGAGAUAUUUAUAUUGUGGAUGGAGAUGGAGGAAUGAAUAACAGAUUGCUCAAACUAUCCAACGAUUACAGAGAGAUAUGGAUGGCUGGAGCAAAUGGGACUGGCAUUGGUCAGUUCAAGAUUCCUCACAGUGUAACAGUGGAUCCUGUUGGACGGGUAUGGGUUGCAGACAGAGACAACAAAAGAAUCCAAGUUUUUGACAAAGUCACAGGGGAAUGGCUUGGGUCUUGGAGCAGCUGUUUUGCAGAAGAUGGACCCUAUUCUGUCAGAUUUACUGCUGAUUACAAAUACCUAAUUGUUGCUCAGCUGAAUAUCAACAGGUUAGCAAUCUUGGCAGCACCACUGGUUGGCUCUAUUGGGGACUGUGUUAUGAUCCAAACAAUCCAGCUGGCAGAUGAAACCAAACCACACCUUGUGGAUGUAGACAUGAAGAGUGGAGCGGUCUAUGUUGCAGAGAUUGGAGCCCAGCAAGUACAAAGAUAUAUACCCUUAAGCUGAUGGUUUCCCACAACUGCCAUGGCAUAAUUGUGUGAUACGUAAGACCUAUAACCACAUGUCCUUGAGUUUUUUAUAGCUUGUGUUUCCUCAGACAAGCACAGAAUACUGUACUUCUGGAACUCCAGAGAUAAGAAUCUGUCCUAAGUGUUCUUCAGUCCUGGAGAAAUACUUGGUCUUGAGCUGUUACUCAUUUUAGCAAUGCUUUUGCUUUUGCUUUUGUUGUUGCCAAUUGUAAGAUGACUUUGAUAAGCAUCUUUAUUUUAUUCUAUAAAACUUUACAAACACAGUGGCUGUUCUUAAAUGUGUAGGGUCAUCCUGGGGCUCCUCUACAUAGCCUGCCUGUGUUUGUUGUUAAAUGAAGGUCAGAACUGUUUGAAAGAAGUGUAUAAAUGUUUUCCUGGGAGGUAAGCACCUCAGUUUAAUAUUUCUUCACCUUUUUUUUUGUUUCAUUUGUUUAUUUGUUUGGUUUUAAGUCAUUGUGCUGAUACUGCCCAACACUGAGUAUAGGGAUGCAGUAUGAUGUUGAAUAAGAUGCUGCUGAAUAGUGAUGUCCGUGCCGAUACUGGCAUCUGCCUUAAGUGGUUAAGGGCAUAAACUUUCACCUCUAGCUAAAGUGGUAAAGUCUGUAAUAAGCUUAAGUUAAAGUGAUACGAGGCACUUCAAACUAAAUUAAAACUAUGUGCACAGCAGCCAAGUACUGCUUCUUAACUAAAUCAGUUCUUAACCUGAUUUGAUUUAUAUCAGCAUGGGGUUUCUGUUCUGUGAGAUUUCAUAGUGGACUAUACUGAAGUUCAACUCAUUUAAAUUCCUCAAGAUAAACAAAUUGUAAUUUACUGGGAGAACUUUAAUGAGCAUUCAGUUGACACAUGAUAUAACCCCCAAUUUCAUGGAAGCUCUGUCGGUUAAGAGUGGCACAUCUGUUUUGAUUUGGGGAUUUUCAACUGGUUUAUAUCCAGAACUUUAUCAACGCCAUUAAUGUCUACAGUUAAGUUUCUUACACUAUAUCCUAGCAGAUGUCUCUAAGCUCUGUCUUAAAAAAUGCUCUCUUCAUUCCCAGUCCAGAGUGGUUCUGUUCUCUUUACAUGUUGCUACAAGGUUUUAAGUUAGUUCCCUUUAUAGACCAGAGGGAACUGGGUAUAGGAAAAUGGGAUGGGGAAAAUAGCAUGGCAGAAAUUAGAUGAUGAAUAACUGAUUACCUCUGUAAAGCUAUAGACCCACAUUCCAUAUUUGUCUGCUAGCUCUUCAAAGUAUUUGGGAGGGUUUUUUGCUGUUUCCACACACAUUUAUUGUACGGUGUGGACUAUUUUAAUGCUAAAAGCCAGCUAAGAGAGGCUGAUUCCUUUUCUGCUUCCUUAGAAAUGGAGUAUGGAAAAUAAAUGAUUCUGAUGGAAAAUACCAACUUUCGUGAACAUUAUCAAAAGCAAGUGCUUCUUAGUUUGGCACAUUUCAACUUAAGAUCACCUGUCUGUGGGUCAGCAGAUGGAAAAUCUGUCCAGAAAAGUCAGAUUCAUAUUUUCUGUGGAAACUCGGCUAUGGAGCCUGAUGGCCUGAUUUCAGUACUCUUGGAGAUUAGUGCACUAAGUGGGAAUUCUUUGUUGUUGGUUGCAUCCACAAUACCAAAGCAGAUUUUAUCUGGCUGCCCCUGUCCAGGUCUGAGAACCAGAACUCCAGAGUUCUACACUAGCAAAUUAUGUUCCAUCAUUCACAUGGUCUUGAAUGGGAGCUAGUAAGCAAUAUUUAUUAGCUGAAAAAGUGGCAGUACUUCCUCUAGACCUAGAUGCAUAAAUCCACAUUGCUUUGCAGUGUGUUGUGUGAAUUUUCUAACUAGCUCAGGGAUUUCUGCUUUGUGUGCAGUGUAGUUAUUUCUCACCUACACAAGGUGGAUUUAGUUUUGAAAAUACUGCUGUGAUAUCAUUAACUGUAUUUUAACAUCUCCAGGUGGUGUAAGGGAUCCAGGCACAUCCAUCCUUCCUGACCACAUCCUCUCCUUAUUUAUUUUUCCUUCAUCACAUCCAUUAGAAACAGAACUCAAAGCUCUCUGGGAGCAUGCUUCUGUGUUCAGUAAAGGAGUAGUGUACUUUUGGAUGUUGACGAAUAAGUUACCCAUACAAGUUUGCUGCAUGGAACUGCUCCCAAAAAAAGUGUAUUUUUACAAGGGUUUUUGCAGCCCCUAGAAAAGGGGAGCAUUACAUCCAGUUCUGUCUGGCUUUACUGAAGUGCCCAAGGCCAAAAUGUGCCUUGCCUAUAUGCAUUUGGGUAUCUGUGAUAAGAAGGGAUGCUCAUUAUUAACUGGCAUGAGAUGCUUAGACUUCUUUUACCUCUGUGUCUAUGACCAGAAAAUGAUUGAUUUGUGCAGUAACUUGCUAAUUCUCUAAAGGUUUUCUUACGUAUCAUCUUGAAACUGGUUUCUGAAAAAUUGCAUAAUAGGAUAAUUUGAUAAAAUAAAUUGAGAAUUUCCCAUUAUGAAA